This is a messenger RNA of Neltuma alba, 447 nucleotides long. Its product is annotated as S-norcoclaurine synthase 1-like. Bases 1 to 447 code for a protein of 148 amino acids. The transcript is spliced from 2 exons. Lineage: Eukaryota; Viridiplantae; Streptophyta; Magnoliopsida; Fabales; Fabaceae. The record is from RefSeq and is a predicted model, not a curated record.
AUGGCUCCUGUGCUUGUUUCUCCUAUCAAUGUUGGACACAUUGAUGAUGUCCAAGAACUCAGAAGAACUAAACCCAGAGAUAUUCCUGAAAGAUUUGUAAGAGAUGUCAAUGAAGGAACACAACUUGUUUCUGAUACAUCUUGUGAUAUGCCCAUCAUUGAUUUCUCAGAGUUUCUCAAAGGAACCAGAGGGGAAUGCCGCCAGGAAGUUCUGAAGCUUUCUGCAGCUUGUGAAGAAUGGGGAUUUUUUCAGGUGAAAAAUUACGGGGUUGGUCGGGAACUUGUGGAGAGGAUGGUAGAGAUGAGCAAGGAAUUUUUCAUGCUGCCUGUAGGAGAGAAGCAGGAAUAUCCAAUGAUUCCAGGCACAGUACAAGGAUACGGGCAAGCUUUUGUUUUCUCAGAGAAUCAGAAGCUAGAUUGGUGCAACAUGUUUGCUCUUGCAAGAUGA